This is a messenger RNA of Funneliformis caledonium, 136 nucleotides long. Lineage: Eukaryota; Fungi; Glomeromycota; Glomeromycetes; Glomerales; Glomeraceae. The record is from the annotation of a GenBank genome assembly.
AUGAUUCCACACAUUAGAUGGUUUCAAAUUCCCGGAAAAGCUUUUUGGCGAAGUGUUAGUCCAUUUGAACAAAUCUUUCCUAAACAAUUAUAUAGGGAUAUAAUUGGAUAUCAUAUUGAUCCUGAUACAUCAUCAA